Messenger RNA from Pogoniulus pusillus (Red-fronted tinkerbird), 588 nucleotides. Its product is annotated as bcl-2-like protein 15. NCBI's taxonomy places the organism in Eukaryota, Metazoa, Chordata, Aves, Piciformes, Lybiidae. The transcript has 3 exons. Gene Ontology annotation, biological process: regulation of apoptotic process. The record is from RefSeq and is a predicted model, not a curated record. Bases 1 to 480 code for a protein of 159 amino acids.
AUGGUGACCUUCGAGGUGCAGACGGCGUGCGUGGUGCAGGCCUUGUUCUCUGACCUCUUCGACGAGGAGGAGGAGGUCGACUGCCGGAGCUUUGAGACAGACUCGGCUGAGCCUGCAAGGUGUGCAGCAGACCCCCCCCUCCCGUUCGACACAAGGGUGGUUGCCAGCCACCUGCGGCAGAUGGGGGACCAGUGCAACCUGGACUUCGAACGAGUCUCCUCAGAGCCUCUUGCUGCAGUGCUCCAGGGGAAGGUGGAGAAGUUUGGGGCUGCUGUGGAAUCUGCUGUCAGGAGGUGGAAUGACCAGAACCCUGAGCUGCCCUAUGAGAGAGCUUUUCUCUGUGUUUGUGUGAAACUGGUGAAGUUCAUUGGGGAGAAGGUGCCAGGGGUGCUGGACCCCACCCUGCUCAUCAGAGAGAUUAACGGAAAUGCUCGAGUGAGAAACUACAUUGAGGCCCACGGUGGAUGGGUAAGGAUGUGAAGGUGGCAGUGAUGAUGUCUGCCUGGCAUUUAUGGCUCUUCCUUUGUGCCCCUCACCUGUGCUACCUGCCCUGCCCUGCUCAGCUCAUCACUGGUACCCAGCCUGACC